AUGGAGAAUUCAGAACUUUUAAAAUAUUAAUUGAAUUUAAUGACAAAUAAUCAAGUAUGUAUUGGAUUCAAUAUGUUUUUUCACUAAUAGUUCCUAAAUUCUGGAACUACUAAUUCAAAAAAGUAUUUAGAAUAGUCGGAAAAAAUAAUUGAAAAUUGGAAAAACUUAACAGAUGAAGAUAAAGUGAAAUGGCAUUAAAAAGAAGACGAAUUAAAAUAGUAGGUAUAGAGUUAAAGAUAUUAAAAAAAAAUUUAAAGUUAAACUCAUCUUUAAGAUCUAAACCGCCAAAAAUCAAACGAAAAUAAUUUAGAAUAACAUACUAUAGAAGAUAUUGAAAAUGGUAUUAAUUAGUUGAAAUUUGACAAAGCUAAAAAAGAUUAUUUCUAAAGGAUAUAUAUUUGCUAAAAAGAAGAUGAAGAUAAAAAAAAUGUUAAACCAUAAAAAUAAAAUAAAAAAAACUAUUAAGAUAAGAAAGAAGAAAUUUUAAUUGAUGAUAAUGAUGAUUUUGUUCUUUAAAAUUAUGUAGGAAAAAAAUCAAAUAUUAGAUAAUCAAAAUAAAAUAUUUAAAAAUAAGGAUGUGGAAAAAAAAAAAUGUGA
Paramecium sonneborni is the source of this 597-nucleotide messenger RNA. Lineage: Eukaryota; Ciliophora; Oligohymenophorea; Peniculida; Parameciidae. The record is from the annotation of a GenBank genome assembly.